Molecule: messenger RNA, 819 nt
Organism: Mollisia scopiformis
Lineage: Eukaryota; Fungi; Ascomycota; Leotiomycetes; Helotiales; Mollisiaceae
Exons: 2
Coding region: 10-819 (269 amino acids)
Molecular function (GO): protein binding
Source: RefSeq, a predicted model, not a curated record
ACCCUCGGGAUGGCAACUCCUCCACCCACAGAGAAGAAGCGCUCUGCAAGGUCUCCAGCUGAUGAAGAUCAAGUCGCAAAGAAAGCUCGCUCAGAUGAUCCUGAUAAAGGCCCGGCUUUCUCCGAUAUCAUGGGCACCGAUAUGCUGGAUAUCUAUGUUGGGAUGGGGACCGAGAAGAAGCUGUUUCGAGUUCACGAGAAGAUCCUACGAGACAAGGUUCCUUACUUUGAUAAGAUGCUCUCGAAUGGCUUUCAAGAAUCGAUCGAUAAGAAGAUAGAGUUGCCGGAGGAUCACGUUAACUCUUUCGAUAUCUUACUUUUAUGGGUGUACACAAGCAAUAUUCAACCAUUCAGUUGGAUCCUUAAUAGUGCGAAUGGAAGUGACAUGAAGUGGGAUGUUUUCAAGGUCUAUGAAUUGGCGGACAAGCUUUGUCUGGAGGAAUUGAUGGACGAAGUUACUUCGACGUAUAUCGAUGCUUCUGAGAAGCAAGAUAUCCUUCCUUCAAUCACUAGCAUUGGUGAGGAUUGCUCGAAACUUUCCGCACACAUGGGACUCAAGAAGUACAUGGUUCUCUGUCUCGACUAUUAUCUGAAUGGAAUGUCUCGCGAAUCCAACUACUACGGGUCAGGCAUUGAGGAGUUUGUGGACCUAUUGAGUGUCAACAGAGAGCUGUUUCUUGAGCAUAUGCAGCUUGUUCAUCAACGGCCUACAGGUCAACUAGCACCAGAUCCACGAAAGAUGCCUCGUUGCACAUUUCAUCAACACGAUGCCGGCGUCGAGUGCCCUUUGAAGAAGGGCUCCAGCCAAAGGACAUCUUGA